Molecule: messenger RNA, 894 nt
Organism: Prorocentrum cordatum
Lineage: Eukaryota; Dinophyceae; Prorocentrales; Prorocentraceae
Source: the annotation of a GenBank genome assembly
AUGGCGUGCGCGAUUCCUAGCGUUCUGGUUGUAGUGGCGUUGGUGCUGGGUUCUGCCCGCGCCGAUGAGCAAUGCGACCAGGACAGUUUGUUGGCCCUCAGCCAUCGCAAGCGGGCUUCGAUCACUGAGAACAGAAGCGGUACGACCUGCGGCAACACGGGGCAGACGUGCGAGUCUUGCCAGGUGUGUGUAGGCGGCAUGAAGAGCUACGCUUGCGCGGGCUCGUGUGCAGGCAAUGAUGCGUGCGGGCCUGGGGAUCCUCCGAAUUCUUGUCCAACGUGCGCUGACAGGGUACAGACUCUCGUCAACAACGGCAUGGGAGUGCAGGAUGCCAUGUCGUCGGUAGGCCAGAACUACGGGUGGACCGAGCCAGGGUGCGGAUGCUUGUCUUCUCCGCCAGAGAGCUGCUAUUGUGGCAAUACGGGCACACAGUGUUCCGCCUCCGAAACGUGUGUGGGCAGCAUGCAUUCAUACGCUUGUGCAGGGUCUUGUGCCACCGGCGAAGCGUGCGGCCCGGGAGACUCAGUGGGUUCUUGCCCCACGUGCGCCGACAGAGUCAAGACGCUCACCGACAAUCUAUUUCUUGCGUCUGAGGCCAUGGACAGUGUGGCUUGCUCGUACGACAGUUGUCGGUGCAUGAAGGACUUCUGUGGCAAUUCGGGCACGCAGUGCUGCGGCGGUGAGGUAUGCGUGGGUGGCAUGAAAUCGUACGCGUGCGCGGGCUCCUGCGCCACCAACGAAGCGUGCGGGCCUGGGGACAGCUCGGGUUCUUGCCCGACGUGCGCCGACAGGGUGCAGACUCUCGUCAGCAACGGCAUGGGAGUGCAGGAUGCCAUGUCGUCGGUAGGCCAGAACUACGGGUGGACUGAGCCAGGAUGCUCGUGCAUGAGGUGA